GCCGGGGGGGGGGGGGUCGAGGGGUUCCCGGAGUUGCUGCUGUCCCUGGCUCCAGGCUGGGCUGCUGCUGCUCCCAGGGGACUCGCUGCCCGGCUGGGGUGGGGCUCCUGGAAACCGGCCCCACCCCUGCCCCUCCUCACCUGGCUCAGGGCUCAGGAAUGGGGUGCCCCGGAAACUCUGCCGGACCUGCCCGGGCCUGGGGCGGGGUGCCCGGGCGCUGGGUGUCCGCUGGCAGAAGUCCUAGGCAGUGACGGGGAGCCCAGGUGAGCCUCUACCCCAGGCAGGCCUCCGGGUUCCAGGCCUCUGAGCACCUCCCACUCCCUCCCCAACCCCCUCCCCCCAACUCCCCCUCCUCCCAGGGAGAAGGGGUGUGUGGGCGAGGCCUGUGGGUCUGAGCCUGCAAGGGGUCUGUGUGGAGGAGGGGAUUCUAGCUCUAGAGACAGGAUUGGGGGGCACAUGGUCGGCCCCACCUCCAGCUCUGCCGGUUCCCAGCUGAGCUCCUGCUGGAGGGAGGGGAAGGGGCUUGGCCUGUGUGUGUGUGUGUGUGGGGGGGGGGGGGGCUGGGCUCAGAAACGGAAGUCCUUGAGGCCCCUAAGUGAGGACACUGUCUGGGCACCCUGGCCUCGCCCAAGGAAGUCCCCUUGACUUGAGCCAACUUUUCUGAGCGCCUCGUUCCCUGGGGGUGAGUGUAGGGAGGACCGGGCACCGAGCAGACGCAGGGCACAGAGUGAAGAGCCCACACAAGGUCACGCUGGUUCCAGUUGGCCCCAGCCGACCGCAGAGCCCUCUGCCUGGACACAGGCUGGACAAAGGCAGCCUGUUUAACGCCCAGCCCCCCUUCUCCCAGGCAGCUGCCCUGGCCGGCCCCUGGGGUGAUGAAUGUAGGGGAGGAGGUCUGGUGACCUUGCAGCGCCCCGGCCCGGCCCAGUGGGGAGAGCAAUGUUGGUGGGGGGUGGGGGCUAGCUGUGGGAGGGGUUUCCUGGGAGAGGAAGUGCUCUGGGGUUAUGGGCAGGCCCAGGAAGGAGGGCUCGGAGUCGCCCCGACCCUUUUCACCAAGAGAAUGGGGGUGUGCCCGGGGCAGAGCCCUUGGGAAGGCCAGCCGUGUGCACAGACACCCACCCUUCCCUUUCCAGGGACUGGCGCCAUAGAGGAAACCGACGGGGACUGCCCAGACCCCCCUCCCUUCCUUCCUCUCUCCCUCAGGCAGUGGAACGGGAUCCCCCUCGCCCCCUUCUGGCAUGAGUUUUAUUCGGGGUCACUAGCCUGACCGCGUAUCGGGCUGUGGAUGGGGGGCGGGCAGGGGCUCGGGCGGCCCAGGCUGUGAGUGCCACCUCCCGCGGUCCCCAGGGAGCGGGUGGUUCGGCCGGGCACCAGGCAUGGAAGGGUGACCUUGGUGCAAUAUUCUGUCUCAUCAGAUGGGCAGCAGGAGGCUUCGGGGGCUGCACCCAGGCUCUGAGCUGCCCUAGGGCUGCAGACUGGCUGGGCGUGGGCCCUAGACAUGGCCCAGCCGCUGCCCUUUGUCCUCAAUGUCCCUGAGGUCCCGGAGGACCAUGACCGGGAGCCCAGCCCGUACGACGAGAGUGAAGUCCAUGACUCCUUCCACCAGCUCAUCCAGGAGCAGAGCCAGUGCGUGGCUGAGGAGGGACUGGAGCUACGGCAGAGGGGGCUGGGGGCCGCAGCCCCGGGGACCUCGGGCAGUGGCCGCCAGGCCCUCGUGGGGCCCGAGGAUGCUGCUGCCCACAGCACGGCCACGCUCCGCAUCCUGGCCAGCAUGCCUAGUCGCACCAUCGGCCGCAGCCGCGGGGCCAUCAUCUCCCAGUACUACAACCGCACGGUGCGGCUUCGGCGCAGGGUCAGCCGGCCCCAGCUCGGGGGCGUGGGGCGCUCGGCCCGGCCCAGCCUCCGCCUCUAUGACCUGGAGCUGGACCCCGCGGCCCUCGAGGAGGAGGAGAAGCGGUCCCUGCUGGUGAAGGAGCUCCAGAGCCUGACGGUGGCCCAGCGGGGCCACAUGCUGAAGGGAAUGCCCUUGGGCCUGGCCGAGAAACGCAGCCUGCGAGAGGAGAGCCGGACCCUGACGGGGAAGCACACUGAGCGGCGGGGCCGGCGUGGGCUCUUCCCCUGCUGCGGUUGGCUCCGAGACACCUGCGUCCUGGCCCUGCACGGCCUGGGGCUCUGGCUGCUGGCGGGUCUGCACGGCCUGAAGCCCUGGCGCUACGCCCUGAAGCGGAUCGGAGGCCAGUUCGGCUCCAGCGUCCUCUCCUACUUCCUCUUCCUCAAGACCCUGCUGGCCUUCAACGCCCUCCUGCUGCUGCCCGUGCUGGCCUUUGUGGUGGGCGUGCAGGCCGCCUUCCCGCCACCAGCCUCCCCGGGCCCUGUCCCCGCCUUCACGGGCCUGGAGCUGCUCACGGGCGGGGGCCGUCUCACCCGCACCGUCAUGUACUACGGCUACUACAGCAACGGCACGCUGAACCCGCCGUGCGCGCCCGCCCCGGAUGGCGAUGGCGGUCAGUGUGGCCGCGAGACCGACGGCCUGCCCUACAACAUGCCCUUGGCCUACCUCUUCACUGUGGGCGGAGCCUUCUUCAUCACCUGCGUCACCCUGGUGUACAGCAUGUCACACUCUUUUGGGGAGAGCUACCGGGUGGGCAGCACCUCGGGGGUUCAUGCCAUCACCGUGUUCUGCUCCUGGGACCACAAGGUGACUCAGAGACGGGCCUCCCGCCUCCAGCACGACAACAUCCGAACCCAUCUGAAGGAGCUGCUGGCCGAGGGGCAGCUGCGGCAGGGUCCCCGGAGCGUGUGCGGGCGGCUGAGGCAGGUGGCGGUGCUGGGCCUCGUGUGGCUGCUGUGCCUGGCGAUCACGCUGGGCUGCACCGUGGCCGUCUACGCCUUCUCCGAGCUCAUGAUCCAGAGCCCCGUGUCUGCUGAGCAGGGGGGGGCACUGCUGGCCCUGCCGGUGGUGGUCUGCCUCCUCAACCUGGGGGCCCCCUACCUGUACCGCGGCCUGGCGGCCCUGGAGCGCCACGACUCCCCAGUGCUGCAGGUGUACGUGGCCGUCUGCAGGAACCUCAUCCUCAAGAUGGUCAUCCUGGGGAUUCUUUGCUACCACUGGCUGGGCCGCAGGGUGGGCGCCCUGAGGGACCAGUGCUGGGAGAACUUUGUGGGCCAGGAGCUGUACCGGCUAAUGGUGCUGGAUUUCAUCUUUAUCCUGCUGGACACGCUUUUCGGGGAGCUGGUGUGGAGGCUCAUCUCUGAGAGGAAGCUUAAGAGGAAGGAGAAGCCGGAGUUCGACAUUGCCGGGAACGUUCUGGAGCUGAUUUACGGGCAGACCCUGACCUGGCUGGGGGUCCUCUUUGCUCCCCUCCUCCCUGCCGUCCAGAUCAUCAAGCUGGUGUUUCUCUUCUACAUCAAGAAGACAAGCCUGAUGGCCAACUGCCAGGCGCCCCGCAGGCCCUGGCUGGCCUCCCACAUGAGCACCGUCUUCAUCUCGCUGCUCUGCUUCCCGUCCUUCCUGGGAGCCGCCGUCUUCCUCUGCUACGCCGUGUGGCAGGUGAAGCCCUCCAGCACCUGCGGCCCCUUCCGGACCCUGGACACCAUGUACGAGGCGGGCAAGGUGUGGGUGCGGCGCCUGGAGAAGGCGGGCCCUAGGGUCUCCUGGCUGCCCUGGGUCCACCGGUACCUGGUGGAAAACACCUUCCCCGUCUACCUGGUGUCGGCCCUGCUGCUGGCUGUGAUCUACCUCAACAUCCAGGUGGUGAAGGGCCAGCGGAAGGUCAUCUGCCUCCUCCGGGAGCAGAUCAGCAAUGAGGGGGAAGACAAAAUCUUCUUGAUCAACAAGCUUCACUCUGUCUACGAGAAGAAGGAGAGGAGCAGGGGUGGUAGAACCCAGGAGGCCGAGAGGCUCGAGGAGGACCCGGACGCCCGCUAGGACAGCCCUGCAUCCGCUCACAAGUACCGCCCGUGCCCGUCACCCUCCGUUUCCACGGCCCCGCAGGCAGAGACGCCAACCUGAGACGGUGCACACACCGGUCGACCCCACUGGGCAGCGGGGAGGGUGCCUAGGGUCGAUAGGACUCUGCAGCCCAUCGAGGCUGGAGCUGGAGGGUGGGCGAGUGGGGCUGGAGCCCCCCCCCCCCCCCCCAGUGGACUAGAUCCUGCUUGGAACUCUAUUUAUUCUGGUAAAAAUAUUUUGCAGAAUGGGCCUCUCUUGGGAGUCUGUGCUCAGAGCCGAGCCAGCCGGGCGCCCAAGCACCACUGUGCUGUGUCCCCUCCCCUCGCCUGCGGAUGACGUCCAGGCGGAGGGCGUGGGAACCUAGGGCCCCUUUAUUUCCUCUUUCUGGCUGGAGGCUUCUCUUCCCUCCCUCCGCAGGGGUGCGAGGGUCUGGCGCUAAGCACAGGGCGCCCUCUGCUGGCAGAGCCUCAGAUGGCAGGUGGACCAACCCACAGCUUGACAGGUGCCCCUGGCCAGCCUGUGCCAGGUGGCUGGCACCUGUGUGGGCAGCCAGGCAGGCAAGGAGCAAGUGUGGGGGGUGUCCAGGGUGACAGAGCUGUCAGCGGUGGUAUCCCGCGGUUACAGGGCCGGGGGUGUGGAGAGCACAGUUAGGGAGGCUGGGGGACAGCAUCCCAGUUAGCAGCGGGCCACGGGGACAGGAGCCUGCCAGGCAGAGGGGCAGCCAGCACGCAGGCCGGGACGGCCUGGCGAUCCUGUGGGGAUGCCAUGAACCCGAGAGUAAGGGAAGGUGGGGAGAGGCCGUCACAGGCCCCCAUGUCCCAUGUCUGUGGCAGCCGGGGAGAUGGCCCCACGACUCCUCAUCCCACAGGGGAAUCCAGAAGAGCACAGCUCGGGCCUGGGCGAGGCAGUGGGGAGCGCCAAUCAAACCCACGGCGGAGACACCACCACCAGCAGUGCCCCCAGCUGGGCCCACGCCCACCCGAACCGUCCCCUCUCCGAGGACGGUCUCACGGGGGGUGGGGGCGCGUAGGACUGUUCGCAGAUGUGCGGGGACAGGUCCAUCUGCUGAUGUGGCCCCGGAGGCUCACCUGGCACUCUCUGUAGGUGGGGGGGCGGCGCCCUCGAUGCCCCCGACAGCUCGAUUCCUGGCUUGCCGUGGCCAGUCCCAACACGGGGCUUAGGGAUCCCUGCAGAUGGCUGGUGCUCAUCCUGGGCACGAGCACGUCGGGGUGAAGUUGGACGGGCGUCCAGAUGGAGGGAGGCUGGCCAGGGACUCUGCGACACGCCCUUCCUGACACAGGCCUCUAAACGGGGCACAGACAGACCACUCCCAGUUUGAGCUGCCUCGUGGCCCCUGUGAGGUCAGGCCAAACUGCUCUGACAAGUCAAAGGCCUGCCCAGGUUUCUGUAGAACUACCGCGUGUGACGGCUGUGUGUGUCCCUCACUCACUCGAGCACUAACUCGGGCGCUGCCGUUAGGGCGUUUCGCGGCUGUGUUUAGCACGUACAGCCAGCCGACUUUAGGGAGAUUAUCCCCAGUAAUGUGUGUGGGCCUUACCCAAUCAGUUGAAAGACCUUAAGAGCAAAACACAGGUUUUCUGAAGAAAUUCUGCCCCAGGGCCGCAGCGCUGACUCCUGCCGGCCCGGCUCCCAUGUGAGCCCACUCUCCUCCUGGACACCCGCCUCCCGUCGUGCUGUUUCUGACAGCGUGCGGCCUCAAGAUCCUCCGGUCAGCGCAUCUCACCACGUUCCUCCCGCGCCGGAGCCCCCGGGGGAUAGGGCCUGCGCAAGGGCUGGGGUGUCGGACGGGUCCAGAUCCUGACCCUUCUGAGCUGAUAGCCUCGCGCCUGCUCUGUGACCUUGCCCAGCCGGGUUCCUCACCUCGUGGGGCUGCUGGAGCAAAUGACAGGUCCUGUACGGUGCUUAGCACCACGCUUGGCACGGGGAUUUUGCUUAAAAAAAAAAAAAAAAAAAAAAAGUGAUCUAUAAUUGCCAAAAGAGG
Leopardus geoffroyi (Geoffroy's cat) is the source of this 5954-nucleotide messenger RNA. It is a transcript of the gene TMC6, whose product is annotated as transmembrane channel like 6. Gene Ontology annotation, molecular function: mechanosensitive monoatomic ion channel activity. NCBI's taxonomy places the organism in Eukaryota, Metazoa, Chordata, Mammalia, Carnivora, Felidae. Gene Ontology annotation, cellular component: plasma membrane. The record is from RefSeq and is a predicted model, not a curated record.